CAACCCGUCUGUUGUGCAAAGUGGCCAUCGAUAGCUUCUUCUUCGUCUCAACCCCCAAGACGACCAAGUGUGGGAUCUUUGGUGGCAGCAGGUGUUUUGUAGUCAGCCUAUGAGACACUAGUACUUGUCCUGGGUGUCUUGGAAGGAGUCUCAAGCCAACAGCGUCUAAAACUCUUAAACACCCUGAUCCUGGGUUUCAGCAUCUUUGAAGAAGCAAGCUUACUGACAGCAGUGUAAUGUUCAUGAAGUCUCAAACGCUCUCUCCUUUGCUUCCACCUUCAUAUCACUUUCUCUUCGCUGGCCAAAAUGGCCCACGUGUUCGUGUACGGGACCCUCAAGAGAGGCCAGCCCAACCAUCAGGUCCUGCUGGACAGCAGCCACGGCUGGGCGGCGCUGCGGGGCCAGGGCCGCACGGCCGAGCCCCACCCUCUGGUGAUCGCGGGCCAGCACAACAUCCCGUACCUGCUGCGCCUGCCCGGGCGGGGCCACUGCGUGGCUGGGGAGAUCUACGCGGUCGAUGAGCAGAUGCUGCAAUUCCUGGAUGAAUUUGAAGGCUGCCCAGACAUGUACCAGCGCACCCUGGUGAGGAUUGAAGUCCUCAAGUGGGAAGGCAAACGCAGUGCCCCUGUGGAGACGCCAGCUGCCGACAGCACCAUGCAGUGCUUCGUGUACAGCACCGCCACCUACUCGCCGGAGUGGGCCCUCCUCCCGUACCACGACAAUUAUGACUCCCAGGGGACGCACGGCCUUCGCUACAAUCCGCGGGAAAACAGAUGAGAAGGGAAAGGCGCAUGGGCCCGACGGGGGCCGAAGCCAGCCGGUGAUUAUGAGAUUACCGGCCUGUGGGCCGGCCAGCCGGCGGAGAACGCUGCCCUUUUAAACCAAUAUUUGUGAAACUCGAUCGUGUGGGGGUGGGGAGGGUGGUUUUCAGUGAAGGCCAGGCUUACAAAUAAUUGUGACAUACAAAUGACCAAAUCUUACCUUUUUAAUCCAUCAGAUACUGUUCUACUGCUAAAUGCUCAAAACACAUGGUAGACUGGAUGUAUUUGAUAAGAAAAAAUUUAGAUUUUUGUUCCCAUAAAUGACAUUUAGACAGAA
Messenger RNA from Echinops telfairi (small Madagascar hedgehog), 1098 nucleotides. It is a transcript of the gene GGACT, whose product is annotated as gamma-glutamylamine cyclotransferase. Bases 307 to 777 code for a protein of 156 amino acids. NCBI's taxonomy places the organism in Eukaryota, Metazoa, Chordata, Mammalia, Afrosoricida, Tenrecidae. Gene Ontology annotation, molecular function: gamma-glutamylaminecyclotransferase activity. The record is from RefSeq and is a predicted model, not a curated record. The transcript is spliced from 4 exons.